AAUUAUAUGGGCCCCUUCAGAGUGGAGCACCAUUAUAGGAAAUUGCAGAGUUAACCCGAGGCCAUAUAAAGUUAUAAAGCUUGAGCACUUUGAGUUCAAAAAUUGGAAGAAGCUAGGGGAUGAGCAGCUCGUCCUUACAAAAACAGGGCUAAAAAUGAAUAGUGUAAGACAAGCUUUUUUUCAAAAAGGAUCACCGGAAGUCGCAGUCAAAUAUACCUAUGACAGAAGUCCUGAAUACGAUUUGUGUUUUGAGUUGAACUACAAUAAGGGUGGUCGAAAACGACAAGAAAAGGCCUUUUCUGAACCUGAAAGAAUUUAUAAGCAACUGCUUUCAAUAUCCGAAUUAAAAAGAAGGGAUUUGGAUAAACUUUGCAAAAACAAUGUCAUACCUGCCAGGUUUCACGAUGAAUUUUUUAAACCGAAAUCAAAGUCUUCUGUUCAAGAUGAGUUAGCAGAGAGUGAUGCAGAGGAUGACAAGGAGGAUGAAAGCUCCGAAUCUUAA
Molecule: messenger RNA, 502 nt
Organism: Coccinella septempunctata (seven-spotted ladybird)
Lineage: Eukaryota; Metazoa; Arthropoda; Insecta; Coleoptera; Coccinellidae
Exons: 2
Coding region: 155-502 (115 amino acids)
Source: RefSeq, a predicted model, not a curated record